ACACUCUCAGUACAACGACAACUAACUAGUUAAUUUACAAUUUACGUACAAUGCGAUAGCUGGCAUCCACAUUCGCCCCAAAAUGUGCGGUUAAAUUCCCCCCGCGAACCGCAGAGCGGCGGCGAAACAGUCGGACAAAAGCGACCGAGAGAAACGAAGCGAGAAGAAGAAGGGCAGAUUAAACAAGUUUGCGUGGAACGGAACGGAAAAUUGCGUGAAAAGAAGAAAGCCACAACGAGCAGAUGCAAUAAUGCCUAAUGUUUAAACAAAUUCGCCAAGGAGAGUUUCGAGUCCAUUUUUGUUUAAGUCCGUCAUCCGUGCGUGCUUGUGAGUGUGUGUGUACAUGUUGUGUGUGUGAGUAGUGGAAAGAGUGGAAAUAAUGAGAGUGUCUCAGUCCGAGUGCAAAUGAAGUUGGCCAAGCCCAAAACGAGAAUUAAUUAAAGCGACUAAGAAAAGUGCCCAUCGCGGAGGAUUAACUACGCCCAGGGGUCAGCCAACAAGAUAAAGAAAGAAAAAAUAAACUAACCCAACGAUCGGGGGCAGGACGAGGAAGGAUCCAAUCCAAAAUGAGCGAGGAACUGAAAGUGGUGCUGCGCCGCAGCGAGCAGCAUUCCGGUUUCGGGUUUUCGCUGCUCGGAACCACCGGACCGCCACAUGUCAUCUACGACAUCGUCGAGAAUUCGCCGGCAGCCGAUUGCGGAGCGGUUGAGGCCGGGGAUGUCAUCCUCAAAGUCAACGGAACGGAUGUCCAUCGCUACACAACGAAGGAAGUUCUCAAAUGCCUGCGCCUGUCGGAACAGCUGGUGACCUUGGAGCUGAAGCGAGAUCCCAAGCUCAAGGCGCGGAUCAAAGAGCAGCUGGCCAACACGCAGAGUCCGCACUAUGUGGACAUUGAGUCGCCAAACAUCUACGACUACCACAGCAACAGCACCAACUCCUCGCCGAAUCACCGGGCCAACGCCGGCGGAAAGGGGGCGGCGACGACCACGCCCUCUCAGAGCGGACUGCGCUACAAGUCGCCCACGCACUUGCCAUCGCUGCGGCAGAAUUCAUCGCCCCUGCUGGCGAGUGGAUCAACCACAACCACGACCACCGCCACCCAUACGCACACCCACAGUCGCAACUCCUCGGCCAGCUCCACCAAGAUCAAGGUGGUGGAGACGAGCAUCACCACCUCGACCACGGGCAUAGUGGGUCUUGCCUCACCCACCGGCAGUGCUGGUGGUGGUGUUUGUGGUGGAGAGGCCACCUCGCCCACCUUUCGUCCCUCACGCAUUCCACAAGCGCUGACCAAAUGUGCCGUACCCAAACCCGUGCCCGUUCUCCAUUCGCCCCAGAAUAAACGGCCACGCCCCUCGCAGAUUCCGACAAAAGCGGCGAACGGCAACGGGAACGGCCAUACCGCCCAGCUGCCACCCCAAUCGCUGCAGCAUUCAAACAGCUACAGCGGCAGUCCGGUGACCAGGCAGCGGUUCACGGACAGGGAGCAGGAAAGGGAGCCGGAACCGAACUCGGCGCCACCGCAGCCGGCGAAGGCGCCACGCUUUGAGGCUUAUAUGAUGACCGGUGACCUGAUCCUCAAUCUGUCCCGGACACCGCAAACCAGCAAUCCUCUGCCCGCCCAGGCCAAGAAGGUGGACAGCCUCCGGGAUUCGCCCAGUCGCCUGGUUAACGCGCGUAUCAAUGGUGCAUUAGCACCACGUGCCUCUGGUGAAUCCUCGCCCACUUCCUCAUCCUCGGUGGACUCGCCCACCAACACCAGCUCGGAUUCGGUGAAGCGCGAGGCGAAGUUGCUGCGGAAACAACAACAACAACAGCAGCAGCAACAGCAGCAACAACAACAACCUCACCAACAGCAACAGCAGCGGGACAGCAUCAAUAACAGCUACAACCGCAAGGAUUCGCUGACCAACGACACGCUGCUAAUGUGCGAGGAGCUGGAGCCCGAUGAGGAGGGCGAGUACGUGUUGGAGGAGGACAACAAACAGCAGCGACAACGCCAACAGCAGCAUCGAUACCGCCAGCAGCAAAACCAGCAACGCUACGAAUACUACCAAAACGAUGACGAGCUGGAGGAGCAGGAGGAGGUGGAGGAGCGUGAGGAGGAUCAAACGCACUACGACAUCACCAACAUCGACACCUACCAGAGCGGAAUGGGCCGUGGUGACGAGGAUGACAGCGAUCGGCAGUGUCUGGUGGACGACGACGACGAUGACGAUGCCUACGACGAGGAGGAGAACGAUGCCGGCGACGAGGAUUACUCGACCAACUCGCUGGGCUCUGGUUCGGCCAAGCAGAGAUUGCGGGCGCUUAAGCAACGGACCGCUACCCGCCAGCAGCAACGAAAUCGGGAUGCCGUCGACUGCGCCGGACGCUCCGGAUCGGGAUCUUCGUCCACCACGGUCAAGAGCGAGGCGGGCGGCCUGGGCCUGGACGAAACCUCCUUCUCAGUGCCAACCUCACCAAUCUCGCUGUCGACGCCACUGAUCGACAAGGAGACGGCCAACUCCGUGCCCACCAGCCCGGAGCCCAGUUCGCUAGUCCCGGAGUCGAGCAGUGGCGCUGGCGCCGGAGCAGUCGUGGUGCGCCGGCACAACGGGCAUGUGGUGCGGAAGUGCGAUGCCGCCGGUUUCCGCACCAGCAAGUCCGAGGACCAUCUGCAGCAGAUCCAGCGCGAGGGCAUUGCCGCCGUGAUACCCAUCGACAUCGAUGAGGAUGUGAAUAGCUCGCUGAACACGCUGCUGGACACGCGUCAGGACUCCGAGGACUCGCAGGCUUCGGAUCGCGAUCGGAUCGUGUGGACCUAUAAUGCCCCACUGCAGCCGCACCAAUUGGCGGCCCUCCAGCGACAGCAGCAACAGCAAGAGCAGCAAUUCCAACAGCAACAGCAGCAACUCCAGCAGCAACAUCAGCAGCAACUCCAGCAGCAACAACAGCAGCAGCAACAACAACAGCAACAGCAGCAACUCUACGGUCAGCAAUCGCAUUCAAAUUCACAUUCAAGUUCCAUUAGUUCGUCGCCCCAGCACUCGGCUGUGGGCAGUCCGGCCUCGCCCACGUCGGUUUCCUCGUCGGUGAUGUCCUCGUCGGGCUCCAAGGGCGCCCUGGGCCUGGGCAGCAGCAGCAACGGUCCCAUGGCCGCCGUGCAGCAACAACAGCACCAGCGGGAGCAGGGCGGCCAGGUCGCGCAUCCGCCCAGCGGGAUUCCCGGCCUGCUGAGCUGCCCAGGCGGCGGGCCCGGAAACAAUGGUGGUGGUGGAGGCAUUUGUGGUGGCGGUGGUGGUGGCAACAACGAUCAGAGCGUCUCAGCCAUUUCGAAUAUAUCUAGUCCCGACUACCAAGACGACGAUAACUUAUUAAGCUCUCGCGAUAUUCUAGGCGGCAUGGUACUUAGCGAUCCCAGUGACUCGGACUCAACCAUUCUCGUCUCGGACGCGGCCGCCCAGCAGCGCCAGCAGCUCAAGCAGCAGUUGCGCGCCCAGCAGCAACAGCAGAGGGAGAGGGACAGGGAGCGGGAGAGGGAUCGGGAUCGGGACCGGGAACAGUCCGAGCACAAGGUGGUCAUCCAAGUGCGGGGACUGGACAGCAACAGCAGCGGCGGCGGCAACGGCCGCUCCGAAGAGGAUGUGGUCACGCUGACGGAAGAGCCGCUGGGCACGAUGGCCAUUGGUAUGCGGGACGCCUCGCCGCCCGUCUCCGACGAUGGCAGCGAUGUGGAGUCACUCCACUCAUACCACUACUCGCCCAAGGCCGUGGACAUGCCCUCGGCCAUUCGCCUGGCCAAAAGACUGUACUCACUCGACGGUUUCAAGAAGAGUGAUGUGUCGCGACACCUCAGCAAAAACAAUGACUUUAGUCGAGCGGUGGCCGAUGAGUAUCUGAAGCAUUUCACCUUCGAGAAGAAGUCACUGGACCAAGCGCUGCGUGAGUUCCUGCAGCAGUUCUCACUGUCCGGCGAAACGCAGGAAAGGGAGCGGGUGCUGGUGCACUUUUCCAAGCGCUUCCUCGACUGCAAUCCUGGCACCUUCAAUUCGCAGGACGCCGUGCACACGCUGACCUGUGCCAUAAUGCUGCUGAAUACGGACCUGCACGGCCAGAACAUGAAUCGCAAGAUGAGCUGUGCGGAAUUCGUCGACAACCUGGCGGAUCUCAACGAUGGAGAGAACUUUCCCAAGGAUGUGCUCAAGUCGCUUUACCAGGCCAUUAAGACCAAGCCGCUGGAGUGGGCACUAGAUGAAGAGGCGGGCGAUCUGCAGCAGCAAAGAGCUAACAACAGUGCCCUAGGGAAUGUGGGUCAGAAUCCCUUCCUCGAUCCCCCCGAACUGGCAACAGCUGUGGAGUACAAAAAAGGCUAUGUGAUGCGUAAAUGCUGCUACGACAGCAGCUAUAAAAAAGCUCCCUUUGGCAAGCGCUCCUGGAAGAUGUUUUACUGCACUCUGCGUGAUCUUGUGCUGUAUUUGCAUAAGGAUGAGCACGGUUUUCGCAAAAGUCAAAUGUCCGACAAUCUGCACAAUGCAAUACGCAUACAUCACGCACUGGCCACCAAGGCCAACGACUACACAAAGAAGCAACAUGUGUUCCGUCUGCAGACGGCCGACCAGGCCGAGUAUCUGUUCCAGACCAGUGACUCCAAGGAGCUGCAGUCGUGGGUUGAGACGAUCAAUUAUGUGUGCGCCGCUAUUUCAGCGCCACCGCUCGAGGGCGGCGUGGGCAGUCAGAAGAGGUUCCAGCGUCCGCUCCUGCCCAGCAAACAGUCCAAGCUGCUGCUGAAGGAGCAGUUGGAUUCGCACGAGGUGCAGCUGGCCCAGUUGGAUCAAGAGCUGAACGAGCACAAGAAGGGUCCGAUUCCCAGCAAGGGCUUGGCUCUGCAGAACUACAAGGAGAAGGAGAGCUACCUGCAGUACGAACUGAGACGCUACCGCACCUAUGUGAGCAUCCUGAGCGCCAAGAUGCUGGCUGACCAGCAGCAGCUGGAGUUGCAAGCACUGCAGCCGACUCCGGCGGCGCACGAGGAAGAGGCCGACACAUUCCCAGUGGGCACCACCGCCUGCCCGCCAACCACGCCGCAAAGUAUUAACCAGAAGGAUCUGCAGAAGGAGCAGCAGCAGCAACAGCCAACGAACAGAGCGCCCAGGAUCUCAGUGUCGACCAAUGUGGGUUGGCGCAAGCUACUCUGGGACUCCGUUUGCUGCGGUGUUUUGUUGUGUUGCUGGCAUUACUGUGCUGUUAUCACUGUUUUAACCUAAUCCGUUCUCUGUGUAAAUAUAUUUCGUGUGCGUUCCUUUCGUUUUGCAUUUCGCAUCGCCAUCAUAAUGCCCCACAUCCCCACAAGUACAAGCUUUAAUUUUGAAUAGUUUUAACUACGAUACGUAUAACAAUAACUGAAUCCAGACUUAAGUGUUGCGCGUUGGCAAUUAAAACCACGAGGAGACAGAGGAGACCCCUAAUGUAAUUAGUUCUUAUGUGAAUAAUGGUUUUAUUUUGGAUGCAACCACAACCACACAACAUGCUGUGAAAACUCAAUGAACAAUUCAUAAUCGAUAAUUAGGAAUUUAGAGACUCAAACGAGUGACCGUUUGGAAAGGAUUUAAAGUCAAGAUUCGAAUAGUUAACUAUAGAAAACCGUUUUUUGUAGCACUAGUAGUAAUCCAAAGUUUUGGCGUUAUAUGUAUACAAACAACAAAAAUUAUAUUUAGAAACGAAAUUGAACGAAGAUUGUAGAAAACACAAAUGUGGUUCAUUAGUAGCAAACGUUUACGUUUAAACCUAAGCUAGAGGCAUUCUAAAUAUACAUGCAAACAACAUAAUCACAAACGAAAAAUAGCAUUAAACACGUUUUACAAACCCGCACACAUCCAGCAGAUAGAGAUACAAUUUUAAGUAGACAGAAUCAAUUAAGCCAUUCCACACCCACACACGACACGAUACUGCACUAAUUGCUGGUGGUUACACCGAUGUACCAUAUAAGACUCAUGCUAACCCGACGACAUUUGGUGACCCCGACCCCUAGGUGAACCCAAAGCAGUUGCCGUUACUCGUUGCCCGUUUGCCAUUUCGUUAUCCCGUUCAAAUGCGUUGCUACGUUCCACCCAAAUGCAAUGUCACAAGUGAAAAGCAAAACCCAAAUGGAAGAAUUCUUCAAUCUUACAGAUGGUUCGAUGUCUUCUGCUGCUGUAGCCCACUCUGGCGGCACUUGAUCCAUUCGAAAAGCCAUUAACCAACUUAGUCUCUUGCCAAGAUUUAGCAUCAGCCACAGCACAGUCCACGAAGCACCGCGCCAGAGGCUAGUGAUCCGCUCCAAGAGGUGCUCCUUGUAAAUGCCCCGACCGUACUGACCGCCUGUCUUAAAUGUGAGCAGGCCGAGGCCAAAUCUCAAUGUUAAUUGUUAACUCUUCAGUGUCUAGCUUGGCUUAGUGCGAACCUAUACGAAUAUCCACCAUCUGACACCCCGUUUUUCGUUUCAAAAUCCACGAUUGCUAACCCCGCUUAUCGUUCUACACUUGCAGAAAAGAGAAGAAAAAGAAAUAAUUAAGUUUUAUUUCGCUCUUGAUUUCGAUCAUUUCAAAACUCGUAUACCAACACACACACCUUCACCAAAUCCCCGCCUUCUGGCCAUUGGUAAGUGCCACGCACAGUUUGAAAUUGUCAGCUAUUCGACUUAAGCAUGUAACUUAUGUUUUCUCUUCCCACCAGAGCAGCAGGCGAUUGAAUGAAUGAAUUUGAAUAGAAUACUCCGAAAUGCCAGGCUGCCUCCGCCGGGAAUACAGACAGAUCAGAUUCACAGAUCCACAGAACCACUCACCCACUCGCAUACUCUGCACCACUCACGCCACACCCACCCACUUACACUCAAGCGUUGCGGCUGUGCCGUGCAUGCCACAGAAGAAAUUCGGAAUUUGUGCACUUUCAAUUAUUGAAACCCCAAAAUGGGGGCUAAAUGGGAGAACAUUUGAGACAAUUAGACUACCAACACGAUAAUUAACGAGGGAAAGUUUUACGUUUGAAGGUCGUUCAUCAGAAGGUAUCGGCACUAUCUCGAAUUCGAGCAUUUGAUAUCAUAAGUAUGAAGCUACUUAUCCAUAAGCGGGUACUCGAAAUCGGUUUCACUGAGUUGAAGCUAUACAAUCUAUUCGAUUCGAAUUUAAUUUGAAUUAUCGUUCAUGUUUGCUUCGCCAAAGAUUCUGCUGGACGGCUGCUUAGGAGCGAGAAUGAAUACUGCUUAUACACAUAGACUUAUUAUUACAAGAGUUGAUAAACAAUACUUACAUCAUUACCUAUGCUAUCAUUAUAAAUGAUAAAAAUAAAUUAUAAAUUAUUGAACAAUAUCUCUACGCAACUAGAAGAUGGAGAACAUCGGCAGUAACAAUAACACAAUGAAAACGAGGACAAGAGCAUUAGCAUUAAACCUAAGCAAUUACAACCAUACCACGUACGACUUGUUUUUGGUCUUUUGCGAUACAUUAUCACAUUAUCUGUGUAGGUACACUUACUCUAAUAUUAUGUACGGAUUAAUAUAUUUAUUUAAACACUUAUCGGUUGAUUACGCGACAUGUCCAUGUAGCUAGAAUAUGAAAUUGAUAUCGAUUACGGGGUAAAGAGAGACAAGGAGGAAUCAAUAAAUUUAAAUACAUCAUAUAUUUUUGAAUAUAUUAUCAUUAUUUUAUUGUGUAAUUAUGUAAAUGCAGAUUAUAUAACAUUGUUUAUAAUAAUUUUUAAAAUUCUACUGAAACGGCAAUAAAUUCGAGCAAACAAA
Drosophila suzukii is the source of this 7753-nucleotide messenger RNA. The record is from RefSeq and is a predicted model, not a curated record. Lineage: Eukaryota; Metazoa; Arthropoda; Insecta; Diptera; Drosophilidae.